Messenger RNA from Capsicum annuum, 969 nucleotides. Its product is annotated as glutathione S-transferase U17. Gene Ontology annotation, biological process: glutathione metabolic process. The record is from RefSeq and is a predicted model, not a curated record. The coding region runs from base 46 to 798 and encodes 250 amino acids. Gene Ontology annotation, molecular function: glutathione transferase activity. The transcript has 2 exons. Gene Ontology annotation, cellular component: cytoplasm. NCBI's taxonomy places the organism in Eukaryota, Viridiplantae, Streptophyta, Magnoliopsida, Solanales, Solanaceae.
AAGUAACGUUAGGAUCCACCCCACCCACCACUAUUUAUAUCUCAAAUGGAACACUCCACCCAUUGCAUCUUCAUUUCUUGUGUGUUCAUUGAUCAUAUAUUCAUGGCGAAAAAUGAUUUGAAAAUAUUAGGUGCAUGGCCUAGUCCAUAUGUAAUGAGGCCACGUAUAGCACUUAACAUCAAAUCUUUGGCCUAUGAUUUCUUGGAGGAACAAUUUGGUACUAAAAGUGACCUUCUCCUUAAAUCAAAUCCAAUUUACAAGAAAAUUCCAGUUCUAAUCCAUGAUGGAAAGCCAAUUUGUGAAUCUCUAAUCAUUGUUCAAUAUAUUGAUGAAAAUUGGACUAAUUCUGGUCCUUCUAUUCUCCCUUCUCAUCCUUAUGACCGUGCUAUUGCAAGAUUUUGGGCCACUUAUAUUGAUGAUAAGUGGUUUCCAUCAUUGCGCGGCAUAGCAGCAGCACAAGGAGAGGACGCAAAAAAGGCAGCAACGGAGUUGGUGGUCGAAGGCCUGGUAUUGUUGGAAGAUGUCUUCAAGAAUAGCAGCAAAGGCCAAAAGUUCUUUGGUGGUGACACAAUUGGGUACUUGGACAUUGCCCUUGGCUGCUUCUUGGGUUGGCUGAGGGUGACUGAGAAGAUGAACAACGUAACGCUGCUUAAUGAAUCCAAGACUCCGGGUCUGUACAAAUGGGCUGAAGAUUUUUGUGCUGAUAGUGCUGUCAAAGAUGUCAUGCCUGAAACUGAUAAGCUUGCUGAGGCUGCUAAGGUCAUUAUGUCUAAAAUGAGAGCCCAAGCCUCUAGCUAAAUUCGUAUGUUCUUCUGCUUUUGAUCAAGAUGUGUGUCUUGGUAGUUAUUUUCAGUCUCUAGUUAAGAUGAUGUAUGAGCACAACAUUUGGUCUUUGAAAGGACCAAACAAAAUGCAUUGUCCUUGUGUAAUAAGCUAUUCAGAAAUGAGUAGAUGAAGCCAAUUGUACCA